AUGAUUCGAGCCAGAGCUACCUUUCUAUCUCGUCCUGUUGCAACAAAUAAAGAAGAUGGCACGAAGAGGAGUAUGCUGCAGCCCUUUAUCAAUGGUGGGUCACUAGAUGAAUCCAUUGUCGAACGACAUGAAAUUGAAGCCAUCCCGCUCGAUUGCAAUGCCAAUGACAAUAUAAUACUUUACCAACAAUCAUUCGAACAGAAAGGAAUGAUUCGAGUUAAUCUUGCUGAAUAUCUGAAGCAGCAUUUUGUAUCUUGCCAAGACCGUGAAGGUGAUGGCAAACAAGACGACGACAGUGGGAUUCGUUCCGCGGCUAGCGACUUUUUACGGUCGGACCAAGGCCAAUCACUGUUGCUCGCUCGGUUUGCUCAAUCAACCGUAUCAAAAUCAUCUCAACAACAAUGGCAUAUCCGACCGACCCAUGUCACUCAUCGAACAGUGCCUCCUGAUGGAAUGUCUCUGGUGCACAUUGACUAUCCACAAACAACAUCACUGGGUCAGUUGACCAGCGAAUGGUGGAGGAAAUGGGAGCCCCUGUUAUCCGAUCUGGGAAACUCACCAGAGCAAUUGGAGCGCCGCUUUGUGUUGGUGGGGGUCGUCACCCUGUGGGUCUUUUUACCGCAGGACAGAAAUGACCAAUUGCAAGACCAUCCGCUAUUGGUGGCAGAUACUUCCACGUUGUCGCACGAGAACGAUACAACCACGUACCAAGUGGUUGGAUCCAAAACGACCCGACAUUCGGUUGGAGUCUUUUACAACCCCUCAAUGAAGUGGUAUCAUGCAACAUCACCCAACAUGACCUGGGGCGAUGCAUGGUUGUUUGAUACCCAAAAGAACCCACAUGUCUCUGUCAAUCUCAUGGACAACCUAGAUUUUCGACGCCAAUCUUGUGAAGUGCGCUGUCUGAUACUACAGAAGAGAAAAGUUGAAGAUCCGUCAUGA
Messenger RNA from Cylindrotheca closterium, 942 nucleotides. The record is from the annotation of a GenBank genome assembly. Lineage: Eukaryota; Bacillariophyta; Bacillariophyceae; Bacillariales; Bacillariaceae.